UUGUUUGUUAAACUUGAAACGAGGGUUUAACAUUUGUUGCAUCUUUUUCGCACACACGUUCUCACUCUGCAGUUCAACCCAGCAACCAUUCUCAACCGUUCUCUCGCUCAUUCCUCUGGUAUGUGGCCUCAUGCUGGUGUCAGUGAUUUGGUAGUAGUUUUUCCCUGGCCUGGCCAUUGACUCUCGAGUCUUGAGCCAGUCCCUUUUUCCGGUUGUUGAACAUUCCAGAUUUUAAAUCAUUGACUUCUACCAGUCAUAUUUUCUAAAAUAUGGAAAACCCAGAUACAACGUUGACAACUUCAUCCCUGCCUCCACCACCUCCAUUAGCUGCGGACGAGCCAGAGCACAAGAAGCUGAAGAUGUCCACCACAACUUCUGAUGAUGAAGAAUGCCCAACUGCCCCAGGCACCAAGAAACGAUACAAACGACGUAAGGUUGCCAUUUUCUUUGCUUACUGUGGUGUUGGCUAUCAGGGUAUGCAGAAAAACCCUGGUGCAAAGACCAUUGAAGGUGACCUAGAAGAGGCCUUAUAUGUGUCUGGAGCUGUUCCUGAACAUGAUCGUGGAGUUCCUAAACGAUAUGACUGGGCUCGCUCAGCUAGAACUGAUAAAGGUGUUAGUGCUGUUGGUCAGGUAGUCUCCGGUCGUUUCUACAUUGAUCCUCCUGGCCUUGUUGACCGCCUUAAUUCAAACCUUCCCUCUCAGAUAAGGAUCUUUGGUUACAAGCGUGUGACAGGUUCUUUUAAUGCCAAGAAGUUCUGUGACCGGAGGAGGUAUGUAUAUCUCAUUCCUGUGUUUGCUCUUGAUCCAAGUUGUCACCGUGAUAGAGAGACUGUCAUGGCUAGUUUGGGAUCUACAAACGAGCUUGUUAAAUGUUUGGAGUGUUCUGAGAGAGGCCGAAAGGUGGUAGGAUUAGUUGGUAACCGUAAGCACAAUCUGGAACUUGAAGCUAUCGAUGUUGACACUGGUAUUUCAUCUAACAGAGAUGUUGUGCUUGAUUCUGUAAUUACAGAGGAUGUGGAAGUUUCUCUGAGCAAAGGUGACGAUAAUCAUUUAAAUGGGGAGUCUGGGAUUGAUACUAAGGGUGGAGUUAUAGUUGAUGGCACGAACCCUGAAACUGGUAUUGAGAACGUGAUUCUUGUUCAGGAUGAGGAUAUACCUUUGAACGGUGAAUCUGUUAAUAAUUCAGACAUUAUUGAGGAAGAACAAAUGAAUGGAGAGGAUAAGUCUACUGGUGGAAGCAAGUUCUAUUAUGGUGAGAAGGAGAGGGAGAGAUUUAAUAGGAUUUUAAAUUAUUUUGUUGGGACUCACAAUUUCCAUAACUUCACCACCCGAACAAAAGCGCAGGACCCUGCUGCUCGUCGUUACAUUAUUUCAUUCAAUGCUAACACUACUGUUGUAGUUGAGGGCAUUGAGUUUGUAAAGUGUGAGGUCGUGGGACAGAGCUUCAUGCUUCAUCAGAUACGGAAGAUGAUGGGGCUGGCUGUGGCAAUAAUGAGAAAUUGUGCACCAGAAUCACUUAUCAGUAAAGCUUUGCGGCAGGAUGUCAACAUUAACGUGCCUACUGCUCCUGAGGUUGGAUUAUAUCUGGACGAGUGCUUCUUUGCUUCAUAUAACCAGAAGUGGAAAGAUAGCCAUGAAGAGGUGUCAAUGAAAGCAUAUGAGAAAGAAGCUGAGGAGUUCAAAAUGAAGUACAUAUAUUCCCAUAUUUCUUCCACGGAGCAGAAGGAAGGAACUGUUGCUCUUUGGUUGCAUUCUUUAAACCAUAGAAAUUAUCCAGAUCUGCGUGAUGUUAAUGAGGAAGCCAUCACUGAUAACAAGAGUGCAGAUCCUGAAGAAGCCAUCUCCGAUCACAAGACUGCUGAUCCUGAAGAAAUCACCGAUAACAAGAGUGCUGAUCCUGAAGAAACCAUCAUUGAUAACAAGAGUACUGAUCGUGAAGAAGCCAUCUCUGAUAACAAGAGUGCUGAUCCAGAACAAGGCAUCACUGAUAACAAGAGUGCUGCUGAUCCUGAACUAUAGUAGUGACUGAGUGAGCUGUGUUUCCAAUUGUUUAUUGUCAACCUCUUCUUUCUAAUUGAUUUAGGCCUGACUUUUCACUGCAUACAAUUGACUGUUACAUGUCUAUCUCCCCUGCUUCGCAACAUAUACAAUCUACAAAGUAUGUAAUUUGGUUCUGAGUCCAUCACUCGGUAAGACACUAAAAAGAAAUGAAAGGAUAUAUGUUGUAUUUUGUUAUUUUUUUAAGUCUACAUUAUGAUAUUUACUUAUUAA
Vigna unguiculata (cowpea) is the source of this 2273-nucleotide messenger RNA. Its product is annotated as Pseudouridine synthase family protein. Gene Ontology annotation, biological process: mRNA pseudouridine synthesis; tRNA pseudouridine synthesis. The record is from RefSeq and is a predicted model, not a curated record. Gene Ontology annotation, cellular component: nucleus. Gene Ontology annotation, molecular function: pseudouridine synthase activity; RNA binding. NCBI's taxonomy places the organism in Eukaryota, Viridiplantae, Streptophyta, Magnoliopsida, Fabales, Fabaceae.